This is a messenger RNA of Diatraea saccharalis (sugarcane borer), 3076 nucleotides long. The record is from the annotation of a GenBank genome assembly. Lineage: Eukaryota; Metazoa; Arthropoda; Insecta; Lepidoptera; Crambidae.
AGUGCCCCCCGAGACUCCGUCACGGUCGGCGUGUGUUACGAUUUGGUAAUCACUCACGCUCUAAACGAUCGCUGUAUCGUCGCGAUCCGCGUUUACAAUUCUUUCAAUAGUGCUAGUGAUAAUAACGUCGAUAUAAGAAUUUUGCCCAAUGGUAGUAGUACUGUGCCCACCUGAGCGAUAAACUAUCAGAUGUCUCGUGCUAACCUUAAGUCGAAUUGAAUUUUUUCACACUCACGAUACACUGAGAUAAUUUCGGAGUUGCACAGGAUUUGGUUAUUUUCUUGUGAGAAUCGAGUGCCGCAAAUUUUUGUGUUAGAAAAUGCGUCCCAAAGAAGAAGUAGACCCAAAAAUUCAAAGUGGAACUUUUAUUCUGUCCGAGAAAAUUGAUGAUACUAAAAUGAAAAAAAGUGAGAAGGAGAUGAAAAAAGAAAUGAAAAGGUUAGAGAAAGAGAAACAGGAGAGGGAAAAGCGGGAGAAAAAGGCUCGUGAAAAGGAAAAAGAACGCGAGAAACACUCCAAGAAAGGCAAGGUGGUGUGCGGCGCUUGCGGUGGCAAAUGCAGCGGCGAGGUGCUGCGCGUCACCGACAAGUACUUCCACACCGCCUGCUUCACCUGCCGCACAUGCUCCGCCUCGCUCGCCAAAGGAGGCUUCUUCUGUAAAGACGGCCACUACUACUGUCCCCAGGAUUACCAACGUGCUUUCGGCACGCGGUGUGCUGCAUGCAAUCAGUACGUAGAAGGCGAAGUGGUCUCCGCGCUCGGCAACACCUACCACCAGAAGUGCUUCACCUGCGCACGGUGCAAACGCGCGUUCCCGUCUGGCGAAAAGGUAACGUACACGGGCGCGGAGGUGGUGUGCUCUCAGUGCGUGGCGCCUCAACGUCAGACUGCGCGUGCAUCAUCCGCAGCACCAGCGCCCUCCCCGUCGCCGGCGCCCACCCCCACCCCUGCAUCCGCCCGGACAUUAGCCAACAAUCACGCGCCCACCUCGCCCUCCUCAGCUGGUUCCCCGGACAGGACUGACACGCGGAACCACGAGCCAAAUCCUAAUGAGUGUGCUGGUUGCGGCCAAGAGCUAUCAGAGGGACAAGCCUUAGUUGCAUUAGACAGACAAUGGCACACGUGGUGCUUCUCUUGCGGCGAGUGCGGCGCGGUGUUAGCGGGCGAGUACAUGGGCCGGGACGGUGUACCGUACUGCGAGCGAGACUAUCAGCGGCUGUACGGCGUCAGGUGCGCCUACUGUCAGAGAUACAUCUCGGGGAAAGUGCUGCAGGCGGGUGAGAACCAUCACUUCCAUCCGACAUGCGCGCGUUGCAGCAAGUGUGGAGACCCUUUCGGUGACGGAGAGGAGAUGUUCCUGCAGGGUGCCGCCAUAUGGCAUCCUCGAUGCGGCCCCGCGCCUCACGACCCUUGCGACUUAGACCGGCCCUGCUCAGAGCUCCAGUAUGGGUCACGUGCGGCAUCACCGGGCACGGGUCUAGGGAUGCGCGGGUGCCGGGGCUCCGAUGGGGGCUGGUCCCCACACCGGAUUACUGCAUACAGCUAUCUAGCGGCGGAGCCUGCCCCCUUGCGGCGGCCCCUGCAGCCCGCGCCCCCCGCCUCACCGCACUUCCAUCGCCCGCCAUCGUCCAGUUCUACUCGUGCUUCGUCCCGCGCGGGCAGCAAGGCAUCCUCUCGUCCAGGCAUGCGCGUGCUCGUAGACUCCAUGUGUAACGAUGCGCCCAGACCAAAGUCUCCGCAUAUGAACAACGAGGAGCCGAUAGAGUUGUCGCACUAUCCGUCGGCGUAUAAGCCGCCUCCUGGUACGCAGCCCAAGAUAGAGAGGGAUGAUUUUCCCGCCCCGCCAUAUCCUUAUACUGAUCCUGAACGACGCCGGCGUUGGUCGGACACGUACAAGGGUGUGCCGGACAGCGACUCUGAACCGGACGGUGAACGAGUGAACGGCAACGGGAACGGGCUCGAUCACAAGCUGCGCAGAGAGGAACAAGAGUUAGCCAAGAUCGAUACUGGCAUCGCGCAGGUAUUUUUAAAAGAAGUGAAAGAAAGAGAAAAACUUCAACAAUGGAAAAAGCAAAAUUUAGAUCCAAGAAACGCAAGCAGAACGCCAAGUGCGGCCCGUGAGGCGGGCUCUCGUCUCCGUUACUCUUCCCCGGUUGGCGCGUCUCCCUCUCGCUCGCUCGAUCAUCCCCGCCACCAUCAUGCGCAUACGCUCUCGCACGCGCAUGUGCCAACGUACAACGUGGUAUCAUCGCUGAGGUCAGCUCCUCGUCCCGGCUACGGACUUUCCAACAGAUCACACACCUUCUCCUCGAGCACCGCUGGUGACUUCACAUUCAGCGGCAUGGGCGACAAGACACACAGCACAGAUUUCAGCAGCGGCAAAUCUGAUAUAUCUGCCGGCUCGAUUACUGACGUCGAUAGGAGUGCUGUGACGACAACUGACGCCGGUAUUGUGGUACGCGGGGGCAGCACACUGGGGGCGGCGCCGCGCGGUAUGGGCGUGGGCUCGGUGGGGGGAGGGGGAGGGGGCGUUCGCCGCUCGCUGCCCAACAUGACCACCUCGCAUCUACUGCACGAGCCCGCCAAAUUGUACCCGUACCAUCUGCUGCUCAUCACCAAUUACCGUCUGCCGCCUGAUGUCGACAGGCUCAAUUUAGAGCGUCACCUUUCCGACGCGGAGUUCGAGGCAAUCUUGCAAGUGGGUCGUCAGGAAUUCUACCGCCUGCCGCAGUGGAGGCGCAACGAGCUCAAACGACGCGCAAGGCUGUUCUAAACAUCCACACACAAGAAAAAACAUCACACUCCGCUACCGGAACCAGUCAUUAACCUUCGCUUCAGUAAAGUUUCGGUCCUGCGAGCCGGACGUCAUGCCUAGCGGUCGCAAUCAUAUACGAAUAUAGGAAUCGAAAUUAGCGAGAUAUAUGCAGGGCGGGCUAGUAAGUCCGUCGCGAUAAUUCAUACCUAACUAUAAUAUUAUAUAAAUUUUUAUGGCAAUUUAAAGAGUCGAUGAAAGGAAUUUUAUCAGUGAUUUUUAAAGUGAAGACUAUGCUUUUGAAGUAAUAAAAAAUUGCAUUUC